AUGACGACUAAAACCAUUCACUUUAUGGUGAACGGGCGCAAGGAGACGGCUGAGUUUGGAGAGGACUGCUCUGACUCUGAGGUCAAAGACUUGUUUCUGGCGGCGGCGGAGGUGGGACCAGAGCACAUCUUGAAGCUCUUCAGCUCAGAUGGACGACUUUUGAAGAUCUCAGCCUCACUGCAGCAGAACCUCAAGUGUGCCCCCUACAGGCUGCAGCUGGCAUCAGACUCAUGUGUUGCCAUGCCAACGCAGCUGGGUGCCAUGGAGAUGAGGCUGCAGCAGCUGGAGCAUCGUGUAAUGGAGCUGAGCCAGAGUCCAGAACUGCUCCAAGACCUAGAACGAGAGGUGGAGGGCUUCAAGAGAAAACUACAAAGCGUAGAGCACUUAAGCUGGAUGGGCUUAUUCAGAGAUAACACAGAGAAGUUCAUUCACAAAACGGGGCCCAGACUGAUGAGCGUGCACGAGAAGCCCACGACUGUGCAUGGACCUGCUCUGAGCGUGCAUGAGGAGCGGCACAGAGUCCGGACUGCGUUUCUCAACAUGAGUUCUCUGCAGGUGAGUGAGGAGGUCCGAGAAUACCUCAAGACCCCCAUGUUUGAUAACUGGCAGUGGGAGGAGCCGGAGAUGCUGGUCCUGAUUCAGACCAUGUUUGAGGAUUUGGACUUUGUGUCCGAGUUCCAGAUGGAGACCAGAGUCCUUCAAAACUUCCUCUUGGAAGUGCACAGCCACUACAACCACAUCGCCUUCCACAACUUCCACCACUGCUUCUGCGUCACCCAGAUGAUGUAUGGUCUAAUAUGGCUGACUGACCUCAAGACCAAACUAAGCCGAACCGAUCUGCUGAUCAUGUUAACCUCCGCCCUAUGCCACGACCUCGACCACCCAGGCUACAACAAUGUCUACCAGAUUAAUGCUCAGACGGAUCUGGCUCUCAGAUACAAUGACAUCUCUCCUUUAGAAAACCAUCAUUGUGCUGUUGCUUUCAGCAUCAUCUGCAAGCCUGACUGUAAUAUCCUGAAGAACGUGACCUCUGAGCAGUACAAACAGAUCCGGGCCGGAAUGAUCAAGUGCAUUCUGGCCACAGACAUGGCUCGACACAACGAGAUCCUCAAUAGGUUCAGAGCCAUCCAGCCCACGUUUGACUUCACCAAUAAGGAGCACAAAGAAGUGCUGAUGAAGAUCAUGGUGAAAGUGAGCGACAUCUCAAAUGAAGCUCGGCCCAUGUCUGUGGCUGAACCUUGGUUAGACUGCCUCCUCCAAGAGUUCUUCAACCAGAGCGACACAGAGAAGCUUCGUGGGUUGCCAGUGACUCCGUUCAUGGACAGAGACAAAGUUUCAAAGCCGUCGUCUCAAACAAACUUCAUCAGAUUCGUCCUUCUGCCUCUUUUCACAGAGCUCACCAAACUCUUCCCCUGUCUCGAGCAGCACAUUUUGGAGCCUGUGCGUCGUGCUCUGGAAUAUUACAGAGAACUUGAGAAGAAUGCAGCGGAUCUACAGAGCUCAACACAGACCAAAACCUAA
Molecule: messenger RNA, 1521 nt
Organism: Periophthalmus magnuspinnatus
Lineage: Eukaryota; Metazoa; Chordata; Actinopteri; Gobiiformes; Gobiidae
Product: high affinity cGMP-specific 3',5'-cyclic phosphodiesterase 9A-like
Exons: 13
Coding region: 1-1521 (506 amino acids)
Biological process (GO): cGMP catabolic process
Molecular function (GO): 3',5'-cyclic-GMP phosphodiesterase activity
Source: RefSeq, a predicted model, not a curated record